AUAGCAAUGACUACGAUACCCUCUCAUCUUCCUUUUUUUCUCUCCACCAUCUUCCCUUAUCAACUCAAGACUCAUAAAGCUUCUCUCAUCUUCAUCAUAACCUAAACUACAAAAUCAGAAAGAGUCAAAAAAAAAAAAAAACAAAAAGAAAGAAAAACCUUAGUGUUUCAGAUCUUGAUAUUAUGGAUCCAAUCCACGGCUUUAUGGGGACAACAAACAUUUCACAUAACACAAACCUUAUGAUCGCCGCCGCAGCCGCCGCUACAACUACCACCUCCUCCUCGUCGUCGUCUUCCUCGGGUGGCUCGGCGACGAACCAGCUGAGUAGGUACGAGAAUCAGAAGAGAAGAGAUUGGAACACUUUCGGACAGUAUCUACGCAACCACCGUCCGCCACUUUCUCUCUCCCGUUGCAGUGGUGCUCAUGUUCUUGAAUUCCUCAGGUACCUCGACCAAUUCGGCAAGACCAAGUAUUCGUCGGUCAAUGACGAAAAUGCACGAAUCAAGAAGAAACUCGUGUAUCCUAUGAUU
Molecule: messenger RNA, 530 nt
Organism: Thlaspi arvense
Lineage: Eukaryota; Viridiplantae; Streptophyta; Magnoliopsida; Brassicales; Brassicaceae
Source: the annotation of a GenBank genome assembly